GAAUAUUUUUAGCAGUUUAGCCAGCUUUCCCUUUCAUACAGGGCAUAUAAGGUGUCCCUAGACUUUAAAAUAUUGGUAGCGUCCGCUGCCCUCUGUGUGUUUCCUUGCUUCCUUGCUGGCUGGUUGGUGUAACUGCUGUUCCCAUCCGAAAGUUGCCAUGGUAAACCUUGCAGGAAUUCUGCGAGAUCACUGGGUCAAUGUGCUUAUUCCUGUUGGAUUUGUGAUUGGAUGGUAUUUAGACAGGAGGAAUGAUGAAAAGUUAAGUACAUUCAGGAACAAAAGCAUGCUGUACAAAAGAGAAUUGAAACCUGGUGAAGAAGUCACAUGGAGAUAAAGACCUUUAUUAACCAAAAAUCAUCAUCUUAAAUAAAAUAUCUUUGCCGACUACA
Xenopus tropicalis (tropical clawed frog) is the source of this 389-nucleotide messenger RNA. It is a transcript of the gene ndufb1, whose product is annotated as NADH:ubiquinone oxidoreductase subunit B1. Lineage: Eukaryota; Metazoa; Chordata; Amphibia; Anura; Pipidae. Gene Ontology annotation, cellular component: mitochondrion; mitochondrial inner membrane. The coding region runs from base 158 to 334 and encodes 58 amino acids. The record is from RefSeq and is a predicted model, not a curated record. The transcript has 3 exons.